Psammomys obesus (fat sand rat) is the source of this 3062-nucleotide messenger RNA. RefSeq names its product coiled-coil domain containing 97 (gene Ccdc97). The record is from RefSeq and is a predicted model, not a curated record. The transcript is spliced from 5 exons. NCBI's taxonomy places the organism in Eukaryota, Metazoa, Chordata, Mammalia, Rodentia, Muridae. Bases 135 to 1169 code for a protein of 344 amino acids.
ACCCGGAACUUUGGUGCCUGGGUGCAGCUUAAGCCCUGGGCCCGAGACACUAGCCGGAAAUGAGUACGGGUUCCUAGGGUCCUGAGUGGCCUCCGCGGCCUGCGGCGGCGGUUAGUGCAUCGGAGAGGACUGUCAUGGAGGCCUUGGCAGCCGCGGCAGUGGCGGAGAGGAAGAGCGAUGAUGACUCUGUGGAACCCAGACGUGUGCACUGGGGUGAGCUGAGCCAGACUUCCAUUCCGUCUGGUCCCCAGGACAAGGAUGCAGCGGCCAGCACACCAGGCGUCCCGGAUGGCGUCCCGGAUGGCGAGGCCUCCCAGGCCGAGAGCCCGGCUGUGAGUGCCAUGUUGCGUGCCAUCGCUGCCAGCCACCUGCCUGUGUGCAGUCAGCAGCAGGGUGAGCCCGACCUGACAGAGCAUGAGAAGGUGGCCAUCCUGCGCCAGCUGUACCACGAGAAGCCGCUGGUGUUCCUGGAGCGCUUCCGUGCGGGCCUCCGAGAAGAGCACCUGGGCUGCUUCGGCCACCUGCGCGGGGAUCACCGCGCCGACUUUUACUGUGCCGAGGUGGCCCGCCAGGGCACUGCCCGCCCCCGAACCCUGCGCACCCGCCUUCGGAACCGCCGAUACGCUGCCCUGCGCGAGCUCAUCCAAGGCGGCGAGUACUUCAGCGACGAGCAGAUGCGGAUCCGCGCCCCGCUGCUCUAUGAGCAGUACAUAGGACAGUACCUCACAGAGGAAGAGCUCAGCGCGCGCACCCCGGCCCCCCAGGCCCCCAAGCCCGGCGCCCCCAGCACACCUUCCUAUCCACUCUCCGACCUGCUGUUUCAGUCCUACCAGGAACGGGAGCUGCAGCAGCAGCUGCUCAGGCAGCAGGAAGAGGAGGAGGCCUGCUUUGAGGAAGAGGAGGACAGUGAUGAGGAAGACCAGACAUCAGACAAAGACACGGAGGCCUGGGUGCCCGACUUGGAAGAGAGGCUGAUCCUGCGGAUGGAGUUCACCAGCCGCAUGCACCAGCGCUUCUUGGACGGCAAAGACGGGGGCUUCGACUACAGCACGGUGGAUGACAACCCCGACUUUGACAACCUGGACAUCGUGGCUCGUGACGAGGAGGAGCGCUACUUUGAUGAAGAGGAGCCUGAGGAUGUGCCCAAGCUAGACCUGGAUGGGGACUGACUGCCCCCGCCCUGGCAGCCACCCAUGUUGGCAGCUGAUGACAGGCUGGCUUAGUGACUCUGGGACCAUCACCUCCGCUUUGUUUACAGGUUCCCACUCUUCUCCCCAGGAACAUCAUUACGUCCGUCUGUCUGUCUCCCCUCACCCCCACCCCACCCCAAACAGGGUUUCUCUGUGGCCCUGGCUGUCCGGGACUCCAUUUGCAGCCCAUGCUGGCCCUGAGCUCCCAGAGCUCACCUGCCCCUUCCUCCUGCCUGCUGGGAUUAAAGGCCUGUGCCACCGCACCCAGUGCUUCUCUCUUUGAGAUAGGACCUUGCUGAGGAGCACCAGCUAGCCUGCUACUCUCUUUGUAGCCAAGGCUAGUCUGAAACUCCGUACUCCUGCCUCAGUUCUCACACGCUGUGCCCGCAGGUGAGUCACCAUGCCUGGCCUGCCUGGCUUGUUCUUCCCCUCUCUGGUGUCACUGCCUCCUCUAGCUUCCUAGGUCCACCCUCUGCCUUUCUGUGCCCCCAGCAGGGCCCCAACAGUCACCUGGCAGUUGCCAACUGUCACACAGAUGCUAGCAUGUACUUCAAGCACACCUGGUCCCCAGCACAGCUUUGGGCUUCCCCACCCCUCUGUCCCCAUGUCCUACACUGGGCACCACUUUGCUUCUCCAGAGGUCCCACCUCACUCUUCAGGCCUCCUUGUUCAUUUCAUUUCUCUCCAGACCUUGCUGUCUAUCCCUCUGUCUCAGCCUUUAUGACUCUGGUUCUCUAUGUCCCCUCCCCCAGGCCUGGCAGCCAAGGGCAGCAGAAGCCUUCCCUGAGGGCAGGGGUCAAGGGAACCCAGGUGGCACAAGCCUCCUCUGGUACGUGUGGACACUGGCUGAGAGUGCUGGCAGAGGCAGAGCUGGGCACCACAGAGCCAGUAUAGGAGGAACUUGAAGGCGGGGACUCUUUUCCCCCCAGCCCCCCUUCCCAGCCACAAUUUUCCUUUUCUUCACUUCCUCCACCUCCUUCUCCCUCUCCUGUUUACACUCCCCAAAUGCGCACAGCCUGUUAUCAUGGUCUUGAGUCACCACAGACACACAGCCUGCCCCAGUGUCCCUGCCCCCAGCCGGCCACAGGGCCCACCCCACAGAGCCCCCUGCUGCCCUGGGCUAAUGAGAGCCAGAUGGCUGUUUGUGACUCAGCCGUGGCCUGUGGGAACCCAGACGUCCUACCUUCCCAUGCCCCACACCCAGCCCUGGCAGCCCCAGCAGACCACAGGGACCUGCUCCUGAGAACAGGGUGCUAGCACGUCUGGCCCUGAGGGUCCAAGCUGCUUGGAGACAGAAUGGUGGUGGCUGGCACUCUGCUCUGGACAUACCUGAAGGACCCUCAAAACUGCUUUGUGGAGCCAAGGUCCUGACCCCUGGAUCUUGGCUCUGCCCUCUGGGUCAACUAAACUCGCAGAGAGCUACUUAAAGUAGCAAAAGAUCCUCAGCAGCUCAGCCAGGGCCAGGCCUCCUGACAACCCUAGAACCACAAUGUCAACUGCCACUUGUCACCAACGAUGGAUGGAAAGGGCCCAGCAGUAGCCAUGUGCACCUUGAGACCAGCUGGCCUCCCAGGUAGAGCCAAGACUGGCACAUAACCCUCCACGCCUCUCGGCCAGUUGGCCACCAGGUGACUACCCGAGCUGGACAGUGGUGGAGACAGGAAGACGGACUUCCUCAGGCCUCGAAGACAACAGAAGGUGCAGGUGUUGUGGCUCGUGCUAUGGUGGCGGGUGCUAAGCAGUUACAGCCCCACCCUUGUCCCCCAGGGUCCAGCCACACUGGACAGGAGCCAGGAGUGCUCUUUUGGGGACUUGUGUUGGCUCAUGUAUUUUCAGUUGCUGUCCGGAUCAUUAAAUUUACUUUAGAAACUC